This is a messenger RNA of Dictyostelium discoideum AX4, 489 nucleotides long. It is a transcript of the gene cbpD2, whose product is annotated as calcium-binding protein. The record is from RefSeq and is a predicted model, not a curated record. Gene Ontology annotation, molecular function: calcium ion binding. The transcript has 4 exons. The coding region runs from base 1 to 489 and encodes 162 amino acids. NCBI's taxonomy places the organism in Eukaryota, Evosea, Eumycetozoa, Dictyosteliales, Dictyosteliaceae.
AUGGUUACUAAAAAGGAAUUUCUUGAAGAAUUAACAAAUGCAACAAAUGAAGCAAUUAAAGCAGCUGAUAAAAAUGGUGAUAACCAAUUAUCAAAGAAAGAAGUUAAUGACAUGUACAAGAAAUGCAAAUACCCAAACCCAACUUUGGCAACCAAUUCAUUAUUUGAACUAUUUGAUCUUGACAAAGAUGGAAAACUUUCGGUUAAUGAAGUUAAAACUGCAGUACUUGUAGAUUAUAUUAUUGAAGCUGAAACUUGUUUAAAAAAAUUCGUUGAUAUUAUUUUUAAGGCUGAUUCAAAUAAAGAUAAUAAAAUUACUUGGGAUGAGGCCAGACAAUAUUUCAUUACUAGUGGUUCAAAUGAAGCUCAAGCUAAAGUCUUGGCCAACUCAAUGUUUGAAGAUGUGGAUUCUGAUGAUGACAAAUGUAUUACACGUGAAGAACUUAGAGAAUAUGCCAUUGAAUAUUUUGAAAUUUAUCCAACUGAAUAA